UAUCAUUAUUAUCCAUUUGUUAUAUGAAAAAACUGUCAACACCUAUUAAGCAUCACCAUAGCCGCAGCGAACAUCAAUUACCUACUAAAGAAAGGUUAUUUCCUUUACAUCGUUCUAUCACUGAGGAUGAUCACUAUAAUCAAGAUCAUUCUUCACCCAUAACCAAAUUUGUACGCAAACUAUUAGGUUUAAGUAGACCUGCAAGACCCAAACCAUGUCAUAAAUCACGCUCAACCACAUCUAUCACUCGAAGUUCAGUCAUUUCUUCUUACCAACCAGACAAAUCUUCCAAAAUUGAACAUUGCUCUAUUGAGCCUAGAAAACCAACUACAAUCAAGAUUGUCACACCAAAUGAGUGCACCCUAUCUACUUUUGUCAUGGACUGGGACCGACAAAGUUUACCAGAUAGUAGCUUAAUAAGAGGUGAAGAUGAUCAUUGUUCUACUACUACUACCUCUUCUUGUCUGGCUAACAGUGUCGUUACAAGUGACAAUAGUUCGCUUUCUGAUGCUCUAUCAGACACGAAUAAACCUUCUUCAGCUGCUAUUGACGCCCUUGUGAAUGUAAAUUUGUCACACACAAAAAGAAACGAUGAAUUUGAGAAUAUGCCAAAAAUAAACUUGUUUGGUAGGGGGCAUGACACUGCACCUGUCAUGACAGAGUCAAUAGCUGACAUGAUUCGUCCAUAUAUUCCCAGACGAUUCCGAAUUGCACAAAACUGGAACUUGCUCUACAGUCUAGAUCAGCAUGGAACAAGUCUAGCCACAAUAUAUUCCCUUAUGAGAGAUGUUGAUGACCCAUGUAUGAUGAUUAUCAAAGACGCAGAUGAACAGAUAUUUGGGGCUUAUUUGAGCAACCCUUUGAUACAACAAAGUCAUUAUUAUGGAACAGGUGAAUGUUUCCUAUGGAAAUUAGCAUCGCAGCAAAAGCAACAAGCAAUGCCCAAAGUAAAAGCCUUUUCUUGGACUGGUAAAAAUGACUAUAUGAUACUGUCGGGUACUAAUUUUAUUGCUAUUGGGGGAGGAGAUGGUAAAUUUGGGUUGUGGAUAAAUUCAGAGCUGCAUGAUGGUUAUAGUGAUACAUGUCCUACUUUUGACAAUGAAAUUCUGUCACUUAAGCCUGAAUUUAAGUGCAUGGAAAUGGAAAUAUGGGGAUUGUGCCUGUAAAG
Gilbertella persicaria is the source of this 1168-nucleotide messenger RNA. Its product is annotated as TLD-domain-containing protein. Gene Ontology annotation, biological process: response to oxidative stress. Bases 24 to 1166 code for a protein of 380 amino acids. The record is from RefSeq and is a predicted model, not a curated record. Lineage: Eukaryota; Fungi; Mucoromycota; Mucoromycetes; Mucorales; Choanephoraceae. The transcript has 6 exons. Gene Ontology annotation, cellular component: nucleus.